CCUUUUUGCGCGCUCCCGUCGCGGUCAAGUGUCUGUGCACUCGAUUAAGGGUCGACACUCAGUGAAGAUGGCGAUGAGAGUAGCGCUCCGGUGCUUCUCUGCAAACUUUUCCCCCAGACUGCCUCAUCUGUCGCGGGCGGCGCAGGGCUCGGCGACUCGGCUGCUGUGGAGGAGCGACGCCUCUCGGACACUGAGCACCGCCUCGCCGCUGUCCGCAGCCCUAAAGUUCACAGAUAAGCACGAGUGGGUACGAGUAGAGGGAGGAAUUGGCACAGUUGGUAUCAGCAGUUUUGCUCAGGAGGCACUAGGUGAUGUGGUAUACUGUGGACUCCCAGAAGUCGGCCAAAAACUUGAACAAAUGGAGGAAUUUGGUGCUUUGGAAAGUGUAAAGGCUGCCAGUGAGCUAUACUCUCCUCUGACGGGGGAAGUGACUGAAAUCAACACAGAGCUGGCAGACAAUCCUGGACUUGUGAAUAAAUCCUGCUAUGAGGAGGGGUGGUUGAUCAAGAUGACAAUUGAAAACCCCGGAGAACUUGACGGCCUCAUGGAUGAAGCUGCAUACGAGAAAUUUGUUAAAUCUCUUGAGUAAACCAUCCUGCCACGUCUUUUUGUAAUGUAACUGCAGUCAAAUUAGCGGGCAUGCUCACUAACAUCUGGUCUGACACUGUCCUGUGAUAUUUAUUUUGAUACUGGAAUUGUGCCAUCAAAGUAACCAAAAUCGUAACGCCUCAUUAACAACUCUCACCUAGAUGGUUAGUAUUUACAUGAGCCAACCUAAAGGGCUGUUAAUCUCAAGACCUGACCACGUCAUGGGGUCUUGGCUCGGGUGCUUUGCUGCAUUUUUAAAAGUACAGAGAAGUGGCAGAAGCUCGGAAAGUGAUUGUAAAUGUGUCACGUUUAAUAAAUUACAUCCUUUGGUUUGA
Molecule: messenger RNA, 923 nt
Organism: Myripristis murdjan (pinecone soldierfish)
Lineage: Eukaryota; Metazoa; Chordata; Actinopteri; Holocentriformes; Holocentridae
Gene: gcshb
Product: glycine cleavage system protein H (aminomethyl carrier), b
Exons: 5
Coding region: 68-589 (173 amino acids)
Biological process (GO): protein lipoylation; glycine decarboxylation via glycine cleavage system
Cellular component (GO): cytoplasm; glycine cleavage complex; mitochondrion
Source: RefSeq, a predicted model, not a curated record